AUGACUGGCUUCAUCGGAACAGUAGCAUUCGUCUUCCUUCUGCUUCAGUCACCUUCGCCAGUGCGACAUGCGUUCUACGAGGUCUUUCUGCACGGCCACAUUGCAGCUGCUGCACUUGCUCUCGGCGCUGUGUGGGUCCAUCUCAAGGACCGCCCACAACAGUUCAUGCUCUACGGUGUAUUGGCUCUAUGGGUCAUGGAGCGCACCAUGCGUCUUGCUCGUCUCCUCAUUCGCAACGUUGGAAAGGGUGGUACCAAGGCUGAUGUCGAGGUACUCCCUGGUGACGCCCUCCGUGUUACGGUCCGCAUGGCACGUCCCUGGAACUUUCGCCCAGGACAACACGCCUACCUAUAUAUCCCCUCCGUGGGUCUUUGGACUAACCACCCUUUUUCCAUCGCAUGGAGCGAAGAAGAGGAAGACCCUUCGAUGCAGUCAUCCAUGGCUGAUGACAAGGGCUUGCCAAUGAACCGCCAAGACAUUCUCGAACACAACAGGACCAACAUGUCCUUCAUUAUCCGACGACGAACCGGUUUCACAGACAAGCUAUUCCAAAAAGCAAACUUGACUGCUGCCGGCAGAUUUUCCACUACGGCAUUUGUGGAGGGUCCAUAUGGUGGCGAAAAUCUCAGUUCCUAUGGUACUGUCAUGCUUUGGGCUGCUGGUAUCGGUAUUACUCACCAGGUGCCGCAUGUGCGCGACAUUGUUGCCGGCUACGCGAAUGGCACCGUUGCUACACGCCGCCUCACCCUCGUCUGGAUCAUCCAAUCGCCCGAGCAUCUCGAAUGGAUCCGCACCUGGAUGACUCAAAUCCUAUCUAUGCCCCGGCGCCGCGAAAUCCUCAAAAUCCUGCUCUUCGUCACACGCCCACGCAGCACUAAGGAGAUCCAUUCACCUUCAUCAAGCGUCCAGAUGUUCCCCGGCCGACCGAACGUCCAAAGCCUUGUCGAUCAGGAGAUGCAAGAAGGCAUCGGUGCUGCGUGUGUAAGCACGUGCGGCACAGGUGGCUUGGCUGAUGAGCUUCGUCGCGCUGUACGCAACCGCCAGACAACAUGGAAUGUCGACUUCCGCGAGGAAUCGUUCUCGUGGUAG
This is a messenger RNA of Plenodomus lingam JN3, 1089 nucleotides long. The record is from RefSeq and is a predicted model, not a curated record. Lineage: Eukaryota; Fungi; Ascomycota; Dothideomycetes; Pleosporales; Leptosphaeriaceae.